GGAUUUUCUGUAGUAAAAUUUGCCGCGUUAGCGCCAUACGCUCUCUGUUACGUCUUCACUCUAUAAUCAAGCGACCAAGAAAGGGUUUUGCAUUUGGCUUAUUGAUAUACAGAGAAGGACGAAGAGAGAUAUGGGGAAUACCUUCUGCUUAUUCUGUGGAUGCGUUCAGCAGUCAAACAUAGCAGUCGUGGAAAGAUGGGGUCGUUUCUACAAGUUGGCCGAGCCUGGUUUCCACUUCUUCAAUCCAUUAGCCGGCGAAUGCCUCGCUGGCCUCCUCUCCACUAGGGUCUCAUCGCUGGACGUCCGCGUCGAGACCAAAACCAAGGAUAACGUCUUUGUGCAGUUGCUUUGCUCUAUUCAGUACAGGGUUGUCAAAGAAAAUGCUGAUGAUGCAUUCUAUGAGUUGCAAAACCCCAAGGAACAGAUCCAGGCAUAUGUUUUUGAUGUGGUUCGUGCUAUUGUUCCAAGAAUGAAUUUGGAUGAACUCUUUGAACAAAAAGGUGAAGUUGCCAAAGCUGUGUUGGAGGAACUUGAAAAGGUGAUGGGAGCAUACGGGUAUAACAUAGAACACAUACUGAUGGUUGAUAUUAUUCCUGAUACCUCUGUACGCAUUGCAAUGAAUGAGAUCAAUGCAGCUCAAAGAAUGCAGCUUGCUAGUGUUUACAGAGGAGAAGCUGAAAAGGUGCUUAUGGUUAAAAAGGCAGAAGCCGAAGCUGAAGCUAAGUUCUUGGGUGGAGUUGGCGUGGCCAGGCAGAGGCAAGCUAUCACAGAUGGGUUGAGAGAGAACAUCUUGAAUUUCUCUCACAAGGUGGAAGGCACAUCUGCUAAGGAGGUUAUGGAUCUCAUCAUGAUUACUCAGUACUUUGACACAAUUAAAGACCUGGGAAACUCAUCAAAGAAUACCACAGUUUUUAUUCCCCAUGGACCAGGCCAUGUCAGGGAUAUUGGUGAGCAGAUACGCAAUGGGCUGAUGGAAGCUGCCAGUGCUCAAGUAAAUAUUGAAUGAUUUUGGUCAUGUAAAAAUUACUUCUCUUUCAAGAUUACCCUUUUCUGUUUAUGGCAUGAUAUGUUUAUACUGUUGGAUUUGCUGGACAAGUUUUGAAUAAUAGGACGUUUUAGGAUGGUAAGCAGACUGCAGUGCCAGCAUACAGUUAUUUCGUCUUGCAAAUAAACAAGUCGAAAGAUGAUAUCAAAAUUUGUUUUACAUGUGAUGUAGAAUGUGUAAAUGUUGGGUGAUAUUAUAUACGAAUAAGCUUGAGUUUUUUGUGCUA
Molecule: messenger RNA, 1271 nt
Organism: Prosopis cineraria
Lineage: Eukaryota; Viridiplantae; Streptophyta; Magnoliopsida; Fabales; Fabaceae
Product: protein PPLZ12
Exons: 5
Coding region: 131-1006 (291 amino acids)
Source: RefSeq, a predicted model, not a curated record